Molecule: messenger RNA, 207 nt
Organism: Podospora pseudopauciseta
Lineage: Eukaryota; Fungi; Ascomycota; Sordariomycetes; Sordariales; Podosporaceae
Exons: 2
Coding region: 1-207 (68 amino acids)
Source: RefSeq, a predicted model, not a curated record
AUGGGAGCGAAGUCAGCAAAGCACACGGAAGGGCGUGGCAAGUGGUAUUCGCCUACUUGCCUAUUUAUGCCAAAGUCGCCUCUGGUCAGAUAUCGUCGUAGCACAACUACACAGGCCUUGUCCUCGGUCUCCGAGGGUGAAGCAUCGGAACGUGCUUCGGUUGACUGUCUACUCCUCUUCAUCCAAUACAGUACUUACCAGACAUAA